AUGGAAAAGGAAGGUCAAGUUAUCCUGGCAACUGCUUUAGUUUUGGUUAAAGAUUCAUCAGGAGACAAGAAGAUCGUGGACAUCGUAGGAAUUGGUACAACAGAAACAAAAACAAAACAUCAAACACAAACUACGAUUCGAUCAAGAUAUUCCAAUUUUGAAAUUUCCUUGGAGUUUUUAGUAGCCCCAUCUAUUACGGGAUAUCAGCCUGAAGCAGCACUUAAUGUUAGUGGUUGGAAUAUUCCGAUUAGUUCUGAACUAGCAGAUGAGAGUUUCAACCGACCUGGUCAAAUAGAUUUGUUGUUAGGGGCAGAAGCAUUUUUCGAGUUGCUCGAAUCAGGUCAAGUUAAAUUGGAAAGUCAUGCUUCGUCAAUUCAAAAGAUAGAACUAGAAGAGAUUCAGUAUCUUAAAUGCAAAUGGUCAGAGGAGCAAAUUGAAUGUGAAAAUCAUUUCAUAAAAACAGUAGAGGUUCUUCCAAGUGGUCGUCUUAUGGUCCAAUUGCCUUUGAAGAAAGAUCCUUCUUGUCUUGGAGCUUCUUAUGACAUAGCAUUUCGAAGGUUUUUAUCUCUGGAGCGCAGAUUAUCUAAAAAUAUUGCUUUGAGAACACAAUAUGUAGAUUUCAUGAAAGAAUAUGAAGCUUUAGGUCAUAUUUCGCUGGUAACUAAUCCAAAUCUUGAGCAAACUCAUUAUUAUUUGCCACAUCAAUGUGUAGUACGUCCCGAUAGCGUUUCUACAAAAUUACGCGUAGUCUUCGACGCGUCUUGUCGCACUUCUUCGCAAAUUUCCUUAAACGGAAUCCUUAUGGUUGGCCCUACAAUACAGGACGAACUUCUCAUAACAUUGCUUCGCUUUCGACUAUAUAGAUAUGCCUUGACUGCAGACAUCGUCAAAAUGUAUCGACAAGUCUUGGUACAUCCAUCGCAAAGAAGUUUGCAGUAUAUUUUGUGGAGAGAGAAUUCACAAACUCCAGUUAAAACUUAUCAAUUAAACACCAUCACAUAUGGUACUUCAUCGGCUCCGUUCCUGGCAAUUCGUUGUCUUCAAUCCUUGGCAGAUACAAAUCAAGACCGCUUCAGUUUAGGUGCUUCAUGUCUUAGCAACGACUUUUAUGUGGACGACAUGCUAACUGGGGCAGACGAUUUAGAAACGUUAACUCGCAAAAGGAACGAAGUAGUUUCCAUCCUGAAUUCUGCUGGGUUAGAGCUGUCGAAAUGGAAUAGCAAUCAUUUUUCUUUGAUUCAAGAAGCUACAAGAAAAGAAAUUAAGCUUACCGAAUCAAAUUUAACUAGUACUUUGGGUAUAGCUUGGAAUCCUAGUACGGACCAAUUUAGUUUUUCGUAUAAACCCAACCAUACCUAUACAAAGUAUACCAAGAGAUCAAUUCUUUCACUGUCAUCUUCACUCUUUGAUCCAAUGGGUUUGCUAAGUCCCAUCAUAAUCCGAGCAAAAAUAGUUCUCCAGCAGCUUUGGAUAGAAAAGCUGGAUUGGGAUGAAUCCAUUCCAGAAGCAAUUGAAGCAGAGUGGCGUCAAUUCAUCACUGAUCUUCACUCACUCCAAAAUUUGGAUAUUCCUCGAUAUGUUUUUCUUGAAAACAAAAUAAGUUGUGAAGUCCAUGGUUUUGCAGACGCGUCAAUGAAGGCUUAUGGAUGCUGUAUAUAUUUGCGAAGUUUAGAUUCCUUUGGGUCAGUUAAUGUGAAGCUGUUAGUCGCAAAGUCUCGAGUUGCACCCGCAAAAAAGAGACAACUUCCUAGACUCGAACUUUGCGCAGCACACCUUCUAGCCAAACUCUGGGUCAAAAUUCAAAAAAUUGUAGAUUCAAACUACUCGAAGGCGUAUUUCUGGACUGAUUCGACAAUUGUGUUGCAUUGGAUUUCUACUCAUUCGUCGAAACUGAAUACGUUUGUUGGAAAUCGAGUUGCAGAAAUCCAGGAUACGACAAAAGAGGUCGUUUGGAGACACGUCCCAACACACGAAAAUCCGGCAGAUGUGGUUUCGCGAGGAUGCACGGUAGAUGAGAUUAAAAAUUCCCUUUGGUUUGAAGGUCCAUCAUUUCUGGUGAACGAAGAAGAAGAAUGGCCAUCCACAGCAGAAAUCCAUCUUUCUCCAGAAGAAACUUCAUUACAAAAGAGACAAACGGUUCUAAGUUGUCAACAGCUCGAACCAAGCUACUAUUUAGAUCUUAUAGAAAGAAUGAGCUCGUAUACAAAAUUGAUACGAAUCUUCGCAUAUGUCAAAAGGUAUCUCAACCUACGAGUAUGGGCGAUACCAUUUCCAAAUGAGUAUCUAACAGCUUACGAGCUAGAAAAUUCGCUAAAAAUCAUCGUUUAUAUAACUCAAAAGAAGUACUUUUCGGAAGAAAUCGAAGCAAUUAUUAAAAACAAAUCACUUAAAGGUUCUAUAAAGGCUCUAAGUCCGUUUAUCGAGGUUGAUGAUUUCAGUGGGAUUCGUUUGUUAAGAGUCGGAGGCCGAUUGAAGCAUGCAAACAUCCCAGAGGAAAGCAAGCAUCCACUUUUACUGCCAAAAGAUUGCAGUUUCACCAAAACUCUCGUCAGACAUCUUCACCUUUCAAAUUACCAUGCUGGUCCAAAGGCUCUUGUAGCGCUGACGAGACAAACAUUUUGGAUUGUCAAUGCUCGUGAGGUAGCAAGAUGGGUAGUUCGAAAAUGCCCACACUGUGCCAGAUACAGGCCAAAGUUGUUCGAGCAGGUAAUGGGAGAUUUGCCUGCUGCUAGAUUGACCCAAUCUCGCCCAUUUUUAUGUUGCGGAGUGGACUUUUGUGGUCCAAUAUACACUUAUUACAAAAUUCGUGGCAAGGUGCCAUACAAAACAUAUGUAGCUGUCUUUGUUUGUUUUUCAUCGAAAGCAGUCCAUUUAGAAGCUGUGUCUGAUCUUUCAGCUGAUGCCUUUAUAGCAGCCUUAAAAAGGAUGAUAGGUCGUAGAGGUCUCCCAAAAACCAUCCAUUGUGAUAAUGCGACAAAUUUUGUUGGCGCACAGUCAAAACUUAAAGAACUGCGUGAUAUGUUGUUCAAACGUUCUAACCAAGAAACUAUAGUUAAUUUUUGUACUAAUGCUUCCAUAAAUUUUCAUUUUAUGCCCCCCAGGGCACCUAAUUUCGGUGGAAUUUGGGAAGCGGCCGUAAAAGUAGCAAAAGGCCAUCUUUAUCGCAGUCUUGGCGGUGCAAAACUGAACUUUGAAGAGCUGACAACGGCACUGGUAGAGAUCGAGGCCAUAAUGAACUCCAGGCCAAUUACUCCAAUGUCUCCUGAUCCCAACGACCUAGAAGCCUUAACGCCAGCCCAUUUUCUCAUCGGGUCAUCCCUAAGAGCGAUUCCGGAAAUAGGCCUAGAAGUUUCCGACAUAAGUUAUCUGGAACGAUGGCGUCGAAUCAAUGCCGUCAAAACCCACUUCUGGAAGCGGUGGUCAUCAGAAUACGUUCUAGAACUCCAGAAUCGUGCCAAAUGGACUACUUCAAGGCCAAACAUCGAAGUUGGUAGUCUCGUCAUCAUCCAUGAAGACAAUUUGCCACCCCAAAAGUGGCUCUUGGGAAAAGUCGUCAACAUUAUCGAGGGUCCUGAUGGUCGUAUACGAGUCGCCGAUAUCAAAACGUCACGAGGAGAAUUUCGAAGGCCAAUUCGAAAACUAGCAGCGAUACCGUGUUGA
Messenger RNA from Episyrphus balteatus (marmalade hoverfly), 3660 nucleotides. RefSeq lists its product as uncharacterized. NCBI's taxonomy places the organism in Eukaryota, Metazoa, Arthropoda, Insecta, Diptera, Syrphidae. Gene Ontology annotation, molecular function: nucleic acid binding. The record is from RefSeq and is a predicted model, not a curated record. Gene Ontology annotation, biological process: DNA integration. Bases 1 to 3660 code for a protein of 1219 amino acids. The transcript has 3 exons.